GGUUGAAGUGCGAUCAGCUGUACGUAGGAGGGCGUCCGGGUUUCCAGGCCACUUCGCUUCGAAGUUGCGUUGCGUCUCAAGCCAGCUCGGCGCCCCGCGCUCACCAUGCGGCUCCUCGGCGACAAGAAGAAGAAGCAGUAUGAGGCGAACCUGCGCCAGGGCAGCGUCACCGGCGGCCUCAGCCAGAAGGAGAAGAAGGCGGACCCGGAGCGGAACUUCAGGCCGGUUCAGCCGGCGCCCCUGAGAAGCGGGUGCAGUUCUGGUCCAUGUUCCUGCAGAACUGGCACGUCACCAUCACGUACUGCUUCGUCUUCUGGUCGUUCGGCAUGUGCGUGGCGUUCCUGGGUCCGACGCUGGACGACCUCGGCUGCCGGACCGAGACGCCGCUCCGCACCAUGAGCUGGGUGUUCUUCGCGCAGGCUCUGUUUACGCUGAUUGGCUCCAUCAUCGGAGGCGUGCUGGUGCAGAGAAUUAUGGACGGCCGGUCGAUGUUGCCCUGUCUGUCGUGUUUGCCGGGCUGCGCGAGCGCCGAGCGCGACUGGAGGGUGUCGGCCCACGGCGCCAUGCUGGUGUCGCUGCUGAUGCUGGCAGUGACGCUGAGCUUAGUGCCCCAGUGCUGGAGCUUGCCCGUGCUGGCGCUCGACCUGGCCGCCAUGGGCCUCUUCAUGGGCGUCAUCGAUACCAUAUCCAACCUCUGCAUGAUCCAGCUAUACGGCGCCAAUGUCUCCCCGUUCCUGCAGGCGCUGCACUUCUUCUACGCGCUGGGCGCAUUCGCCUCGCCGAUGAUCAUCGAGCCGUUCCUGCUGUCUGACCCGCACCGGUGCUUCGACCUCAUCGAGGACAUCAUGGAGAGCAGGGGCAACAGCACAGACAAUGAGAGCGCGCUGCUCAAGGUCAUGCAGAAGUCUGAGAUCCAGUACGGUUUCUGGAUCAUGGCUCUGCUGCAGCUGCCGGUGGCCGUCCUGGUGGUGACCGUGCUGCUGCGCAAGCAGAAGGCCACGUCGGCCGAGACGUACGAGAUCGAUGAGCGCGGUGGGUUGACGGUGCACCACACGGCCUCGGAGACGCCCGGCGAGCGGGCGGCCGCCUCCCCACGCCAGGUGCUGCUCGUCACCCUCUGCACCAUCGUGCUGUGCUUCAUGUACGACGGCCUGCAGGGAGCGUACGGCGGCUACAUCUACAACUACGCCACCAAGACGGUGGAAGGCCUCAGCAUCACGCAGGCUGCCUAUCUCACCUCCUGCUUCUGGGGCACGUUCGCGAUCGGUCGACUCUUGUCCAUCGGCAUAGCCACCAAGCUCGCUCCGGCCUUCAUGAUUCUCUUCAACAUCGUGGGCUGCGGCCUGGCAGCCGUGCUGAUGCUCAUCUGGCAGAACGACAAGCUGAUGAUCUACGUCGGCACCAGCCUGUUCGGCCUCUCGCUCAGCAGCAUCUACCCCACGGCCAUCUCGCUGGCCGAAACAUACAUCAACGUCAGCUCGGUCAUCACCAGCCUGAUCGUGGUGGGCGCCGCCGCCGGCGAAAUGGUGCAGCCCGUCAUUGUCGGCCACGAGUUCGACGGCAUCGGCCCUGCGAUGUUCCUGAUCAACAUUCUGCUGGUCGUGCUUAUCUCGAUUAUCGUCGUCUUCGCGCUGUUCCUGAUUGGCGCCUCCAUCAAGAAACAGACCGGUAUAUUCGGCGUGUUCUCCUGCUGCGUGAGCGGCGCCGACCCGACGGAAGACACGAACCUCAUGAGCCAGCACGUGACCUACUACUCCCGCAUGCCGCACGAGGUCAGCUCCAGCGAGCUGCACUUCACGCCGACGGCCAAGGGCAGCUAGGCGGCGGCGGGGCGCGUGCGCGACAGCAGGCCGGCUGCGGACGCCCGGCGCCACAGCGCCCCGCGGCGUCCCCCGGCCGCAGACGCCACUGGCCGCGCGGCGAGCAACUGAAGCGCCGAGAUGGUCGGGAGAGAGGUCGUGCGUGGGGGGGGGGGGGGCGGCCCCACCGCGCGUGACUGUGUGGGGCAGGCGGGAGCGCCGAAGCGCUUCCGUUGGUCUAGCGAGGCGGAUCGCGGCCGGCUCCGGCGGCGUUCGGUGGCCGCGGCUGUGGACCUGGCAGGCGCUGGCCGUCUGGACGAGUUUGUGUGCGUGUCAUCGGUACCAGUCCGACACUCAGGACUGCACUGCCUCCAGCGGACGCAUUCCUGCGUGUCCGACUCAGGAGCGUCACGAAGGCACGUGAUCUUCUACGUAACCUUCUAUGCCCGAAGGGGGCGAGACGGAGGAGGCGAGAAACUCUUGUGGGCGUCCUGAACGAGGCCCGGGCGGUGAAGAGGAGGGCUGUUUUGGCCCUUCUUUGCGGUGAACUGGCUGGACAGAAGGCUGCAGGCGCUGCUCCGCUCACCGGUGUCGUGUGCUUGUGGUGCCGCAUUGUUACGUGAUUGAGUGAAGGAAAUACUCGGGUCUCUAUGUUUACGGGACGCACUGCUAGUGUGGAACGAUCCGGUUCCUUUCUAAGAUUGCAUUCCCUUGCAGUGUGUGGUGUGGCAUCAGUUGUCCGAGCGGAUAUGAAAUGAGAUAGCAUCCCCAUGCGUCUGUCACUGUCUGGCUUGCCUGACUGAAUGAAGAGAAGCGGUUGUGUCUGUGCAUGCUUGUUUGGGGAGUGCUGUUGUUUGCUCGCGCGCUGUCUCGGAGUCUAGAGGCGGGGGUCAUGUUAGCGCAGGUAUACCGGGUUGGUGUUGGUUGGUGGGCCUGGGGUUGUUGUACUGUGGCACUAUGACGAUGCCCUUUGAGGUGUAAUUUUCCCUUUUCAUUUUCAAUUAUUUGCCAUGUCUUGGUUGUGCGUCGUGAUGUUUGUCAGACACCUUCCGGAAGACUUGCGAGUAUCCAGGUUCUCUCGCAAUGCAUAUGUGUCCAAAACUAGUCUCGCUUUUACUAAUUCCGCUCGUUUUCCGACCUGGUCAGGUUAGGCCUUUGGUGCGUCAAUGACUACGUAGCGUACUCGUCUCGGGAGGGGCUACCUUGUGGUGUGUAUAUUUGCCUACAAUCUUUACAGCUGUGCACUGACUUGGGCCUGGGGCCGUAGUUUGGUGUAUCGCCGCCCUCGCUACUGUGAUCGCACCUGCUCCUGACCGUCGUCGUCCGUGGCCUAAGCCUUUUCGUCUUGGCUCACUCCUGUGGCUGUCCGUUCCAUGAGCCGCUCCCGGCCCAGUGGCAGGUCAGCUGGCUCCACCGCUCGUCGUGCAUGUGCUCUGAACUGACACUGCCCGUGUCUUCUCUAGCUGUCGAUGUACGCCUCGUCGAAUCCAACAUUCUCGUCGAUUGUCUUGCCUCUGGUCUGCGGUAGGGGGUAGUCGGGUAGAGGGGGCGGGGACAAGGGGACCUCCGGUUCGUGGGAAUGCGGUCUCGCGGCUGGCGCCCGCCGCCCGCCGGCGUCGCGCUGGCUGGGCAGGACCGUGCACGUGGCAUUCGUGUCGGAGGUCAGUUCUGUUCAAGGUGGGAGCCUCUCUGGCUGGGGCCAACUCUCGAUGGGGUUUCGUGGGGACCAGGUCCCCUUUGUACAUCAACUGUCGACUUCUGGCUUUGUUGUCGUGUCGGUCCCUCCCCAAGCUCAUGCAUAGCCGUGCGUGUAUGUGUUAAUUGAUGUGUGCAGAAGCGUAUGUAUUUAUUUACCCGAGUAAAGCUGCUUAAAAGGAAAGUGUUAUGUUGGUGAAGGGUAGUGGUCACGUUUCUGCAUGUCGGUUUGGAAAUGCUAUUGUUUGUUCACGCGCUGUCAGGAUGAGCUGCCUUUCAUUCCCUCUCGUUACAUUUUCUGAGUGGCUAUCUAUAUCUCACCCUAUCGUGGAAAAGUGGCCGAUGUUUUCGUUUACUGUUUGCGUAUUUAUAUAAUGUGAUAUAGAUUUAACGUCGGAGCGGUCUCUGUAUGAAGGUAUAUAUUAUAAUAGAUGUGUUAAAACGUGA
Molecule: messenger RNA, 3941 nt
Organism: Pollicipes pollicipes
Lineage: Eukaryota; Metazoa; Arthropoda; Thecostraca; Pollicipedomorpha; Pollicipedidae
Product: major facilitator superfamily domain-containing protein 4A
Biological process (GO): transmembrane transport
Molecular function (GO): D-glucose transmembrane transporter activity
Source: RefSeq, a predicted model, not a curated record